Messenger RNA from Silurus meridionalis, 2167 nucleotides. It is a transcript of the gene lix1, whose product is annotated as limb and CNS expressed 1. The record is from RefSeq and is a predicted model, not a curated record. Lineage: Eukaryota; Metazoa; Chordata; Actinopteri; Siluriformes; Siluridae. Bases 172 to 1092 code for a protein of 306 amino acids. Gene Ontology annotation, cellular component: cytoplasm. The transcript is spliced from 6 exons. Gene Ontology annotation, biological process: autophagosome maturation.
UAGUGCGAGGGCUCCACACACUCCACUCGAGCCUGCAGGACACAGAAAGGGAAGAGUUCCCCUCAAACUUUCCCCAGUCAUAGCUGGAACUUGUAGAGAACUGUCGUUCUUUAACUCAGAGCACAUGAGACAGCUCACAAGCAUAGCAAGAGUUACUGCUGGAAAUGAGAGAUGACUUCUACACCAGACUCAGAUGAUGACAGAGCCUUUAAAGAUUUGAACGUUGUCGGAAUGCUGCAUCUAUUCUGGGAGCAAAAACAGGUGAACAGGGGCACAAGUGAGACUGAGAAUCUAGUAGUUUAUGAAUCCAUUCCCUCACCAGGACCUCCAUUUAUCUGCUAUGUCACCUUACCGGGAGGGAGCUGCUUUGGCAACUACAAGUAUUGCUACACAAAGGCAGAAGCCAGGCGUGAUGCCGCUCGUAUUGCUCUGAUGAACUCAACAUUCAAUGAUUUGCCUUGUCGUCGUAUCACUCCAGAAUUCAUCACCCGCAGCAUACAGGAGGCUGUUGCCACCACCAGUGGUAACAUGGAGGACGCCUCAGACCCGAGCACUAGUUUAGGAGCUUAUUAUCUCAUGCUGAAAUCCAACACAGGAAAAACCAUGCUGGAAUUUCAGGAAUUAAUGACAGUUUUUCAGCUGUUGCACUGGAACGGGACACUAAAGGCGUUUAGGGAGAGGAGAUGCAGUCGCCAGGAGGUGGUCAGGUACUACUCUGAGAAACGCUUGGACGAGUGCAUGCGUAGUCACAUGGCUCUGGACUGGCUGCAGAGGGAGAGCAAGCGGCCUGGUCUGCUUUCGCGGGAGCUGCAGCUAGCCAUUAGGGAGUUGGCCCAGGCUCGGCAGGCCGGACGAGAGCUUCGCUUCUACAAAGAAAAGAAGGAGAUCCUCAGCUUGUCUCUUAGUCAGGCCGCCUCUGACGAACUGAAGGCCUACUGUGGAGAGGAAGAAGAAUCUUGGAGAAAUCGACAAGCUUCCUUGACAUCUCUCACACAUGGUGGCCAUUGUUUGGCGGGUAGCAUGAUAGACCCAUUAGAACAUUGUGAGUUUUAUUACCUUGAUAGUGGGAGUGACAGAGAGUCAAUGGGCUGAAGUGUGUGUGUUUGUCUUGGUGGAGACCACGAAUAUGAUAUACCUGGCAGUUUUGACCUUGUUGGGGAAAUUUAGUUUUGUUUUCUACAAAACAUUAUUUAAUAAAACAAGACAAAAGAGACAAAGGAUUUCCUUUUGGUUACUGUGAUUAGAGUCAGGGUUAGAAUAAGGAGUUUGUAUAGCCUUAAUUAGCUGCACUAAUAAUUAUCCCAUUGGAAGGUCCUCGUGAGGACUGUAUGACAAACAUGCGUGUGCGUAAAGGGAAAAAUCAAGACUUACUUUCAAGAGCCUGUAUGUUGUACAUUUUCUAUUCCUUUGUUGAGUUAUUUUUCCAAUGUACUGUAAUGUAAUAAGUUUGCAGCUAAAUGAGCUCCUGUGAAAAUCUGAUUUAUUUAGCAGUAACCAUAUUAGUAGUACAUUUAGGGAUUGAACUUCUUGAGAGCAGUGCCGGCUCUCUUAUUGUUUAGGUGGAGAAUUUUAUAACUUGGCUUGUGUUGAGCAACAAUCAUUUUGUAUUUCUAUUGCCUUGGGAUUUAGAAGGGAACGUGAAGAAACCCCUGAUAGAUUUAGCUUUGGCCACAGGGUGGCACCAUAUCCUGUAAAUGGUUUUAUCUACAACUAGGGUAGAAAAUAUAUUUCUACCCAAGACCUGUACAUUUCUUCCUGAAUAAUAAACUGAAUUUAAAUAAAUAAACUGAAAAAAAUAUUCAAAGUGCUUUAAAUGCAGCCUGUCGUUGUGUAUUUGAUGUUUGAUAGUGAAGAUUUCUGGUUAUUUUAAUAAAUAAUCAUUUGUAUGAUUUAUUAUAGAAAAAACAUGUAAACACACUUAAAAAAUGAAACUCUUGACAGCAUUUAUUAGUGUUGUGUCUAAUUUAGAUCUAAUUUAUAUAUUUUACAAUACAGUUAACUAUCUUAUAAUUGGGAGUAUAUUAGGAGUCUGCGAAUUGGAUUUUAAGAUGUAGUCUACAUAUAGUGAAUGAUUAAUUUCUAGAUGUUUCUUUUUUAUUUGGGACACACAAGACACCUGGUGUUCAUUAACAAAUAAUAAAGUUAAAUGGUGAAUAUUUAAAACUUA